Effrenium voratum is the source of this 1802-nucleotide messenger RNA. Lineage: Eukaryota; Dinophyceae; Suessiales; Symbiodiniaceae. The record is from the annotation of a GenBank genome assembly.
AGUCCGAAGUGGCCCAAGUGGCCCAGAUGGCCUUGAAAGGCGCGCUUGUGGCGAGGGGCCCGCCUUUUGACUUCCAAGGUGGACCCUUUCCCCGCCAUGCCGCCUCUCCGUAACCUUUUGGGGCUCUGGGCCUUUCUUGCAAUUUCAGGAACAGCGAGCAAAGUGGGAGGCGCCGGUUAUGAUGUGUCCGCGGACUGCCACAGUUGCUACAGCAGUGACGCUGGCAAUGUCACUGCUGUGGAGCUCCUGCAGACGCAUGUUGACUUGUCCAGCAAUGGCGCACAGCACGCCCCCUUUGCCCCCGUCAAGGAAUGGACGACAUCGCCAAAGGUGCUCCGCGUAAGUGGCGGCAUCCUCCUCGUGUGCCUUCUGUUUGUCUUGGGCUUCGGCAGCACGGACAUCCUUGUGGGUGUGGCAGUUUUUCUGGAUUUAUUUAUGACAACCGUCCUCACCCCUCUGGCGCCGACGCUCACGGCGGACUACCAGCUCAUAGCCCUUCUUACAAGCUCAAAGAACAUUGUGACUUGCCUGAUUGCGCCCUUCACUGGUCGCUUCAUUGACGGAAAUGAAGCCAAGUCCAUGCAGCUUGGGAUGCUGUGCGCGAUGUUUUGCACGCUGAGCUUGGCGGCGGUGAAGGAUUACUGGUUCUGGCUGGCAGUGCGGUGCCUCAGCGGAUGCUCGACGGCGGCGACCGUUUGGGGCGGCUUCGCCCUGCUCAACCAAGUGCAUUCCGACGAGGCCGCAGCGCGCACGAGAGCCAUGUCCACGGCCACGGUCAGCCUCUACGCCGGGGUCAUCCUGGGCCCGCAGGCUGGAGGCUUGUUUGUUGAUGACUCCGGCUUUCUUUUCCUCCUCCUCUCGGGCGCGCAACUGUGUACACUUUUCAUGCUGCUCUUCCGGCUGCCAGACCUGUCGCAGCAGAAGCAGACGCAGACCGACCAUGCAGCGAAGGUCGGGAUGAUGAGCCUGAUCAUGGACCCAGAUGUGCGAAAUCCAAUUAUUGCUUUGUUCUUAGCCUUGGCCUUCAUUGCAGCGCUGGGUUCCACAGCUUUUGAGCACAUGGUCCGCUUGGGGUAUGGCCAGAUGAAGCAGAACCUCACAUGGCUCCUGAGCUCGGUUCCAGCCAUCCUCUUCGCGUGCCUUGUCCCAGCGCUUCGAUCUCUCGUUGAAGGCCAGACGCUGCAGAUUCUCGCGAUGUUCCUGGGCGGCGCCAGCGCUUUGCUGUGUUUCGGCUCGAACUACAUCUUGCUUGCGCUUGCGCUGUUUGGCGCGAGUGUCGCGGCCGGGAUCGUGGACGGAAACACACCGGCCAUGCUGGCCGAUCGGAGCCAGGAGAAGUAUGGCGGGACGGGCCAGGUGUUCGUUCUGUCCAAUGUGGCUGAUCAGAUCGCUUUCGUUUUGGGCCCUGCUGCAGGCAGCAUCGUUUGCCAGCACGCAAGCUUUCACGUCAUGUGCCAAAGCUUUGGCGCGUGCAUGGUGCUGUAUGCUUUGUUCUUGUCCCUGUUGACUUUGAUGGAAAAGACACCGAUUUCUAAAUCUGGAAAGGACACAGGUGUGCCUUCUGAAGCCCCCAGUACAAAGUGAUUGCUGCCACACUCUUGGAACAAAGAGUGACGCGACAACUGAAGAUUUGCAUGCGUAGCAUCGUAGCAUGCAGUGAUGCAGCUAGUCAUGCAACUUGCUUGCCUUUCACAGAACUCAGCGGAUCAAGAGUUCUGCCAUUCCCUGCUUUGGCUGGCUUGGAGCCGUACGCGCGCAAGCCUAAAUGUGGCGCACCGGACGCAGAAGUUCCCUCGCUGCAG